GGGAGCAGCGCGGCCGCCGUUCCCGCGCGAGCUGGCUCCGCGCUCGGGUCGCCGGGGAACCAUGGCCUCUGCCCUGGAGCAGUUCGUGAACAGUGUCCGGCAGCUGUCGGCUCAAGGGCAAAUGACUCAGCUUUGUGAACUGAUCAACAAGAGCGGGGAGCUCCUUGCAAAGAACUUAUCCCAUCUGGACACUGUGCUCGGGGCUCUGGAUGUACAGGAGCACUCCUUGGGCGUCCUUGCUGUUUUAUUUGUGAAGUUUUCUAUGCCCAGUGUUCCUGACUUCGAAACAUUAUUCUCACAGGUUCAGCUUUUUAUCAGCACUUGUAACGGGGAGCACAUUCGCUAUGCAACAGACACAUUUGCUGGGCUUUGCCAUCAGCUAACAAAUGCCCUUAUGGAAAGAAAACAGCCCCUGCGAGGAAUUGGCAUCCUUAAGCAAGCCAUAGACAAGAUGCAGAUGAACACAAACCAGCUGACCUCAAUCCACGCUGACCUCUGCCAGCUUUGUUUGCUGGCAAAAUGUUUUAAGCCUGCCCUUCCCUACCUUGAUGUGGACAUGAUGGACAUCUGUAAAGAGAAUGGAGCCUACGACGCAAAGCACUUUUUAUGUUACUAUUACUACGGAGGGAUGAUCUAUACUGGGCUGAAGAACUUCGAAAGAGCACUCUACUUCUAUGAACAGGCCGUCACUACCCCCGCCAUGGCCGUCAGUCACAUCAUGUUGGAAUCGUACAAAAAGUAUAUUCUAGUCUCUUUGAUACUACUUGGAAAAGUACAACAGCUGCCGAAAUACACGUCGCAAAUCGUGGGUAGAUUCAUUAAGCCGCUUAGCAAUGCAUACCAUGAACUAGCACAAGUGUAUUCGACCAAUAACCCCUCCGAACUCCGCAACCUGGUGAACAAGCACAGCGAGACGUUCACUCGCGACAACAACAUGGGGCUGGUGAAGCAGUGCUUGUCCUCGCUGUACAAGAAGAACAUCCAGAGGCUGACCAAGACCUUUCUGACACUGUCAUUACAAGACAUGGCCAGUCGCGUGCAGCUGUCGGGACCUCAGGAAGCAGAGAAGUACGUCCUGCACAUGAUAGAAGAUGGUGAAAUUUUUGCAAGUAUUAAUCAGAAGGACGGUAUGGUCAGUUUCCACGAUAACCCUGAGAAGUACAACAACCCGGCGAUGCUCCACAACAUUGACCAGGAGAUGCUGAAGUGCAUCGAGCUGGAUGAGCGGCUGAAGGCCAUGGACCAGGAGAUCACGGUGAACCCGCAGUUCGUGCAGAAGAGCAUGGGGGCGCAAGAAGAUGAUUCUGGGAGCAAACCGUCCAGCUACUCCUGAAACAAGUGGCCGUCCUGAUCAGACGAGAAACGGUGGCCUGGCCAGUAGCAGUCCAGGAGGGCAGCGGGGAGGACCAGCCUGUUCGCCUGGACGUUAAGGAUUAUACUUGGUUUGCCUUCUGCAGCCUGUGUGCUUUCAGCAACCAUCUCUGCAAGGAGAAAACCAAACUGUAAAGUCUGUGUGGAUUUAUUUAUCCUCAGAUUAAUGUUGUUAUUGCAUUAAAUCUACAUUUUUGUUUUAAA
Molossus molossus (Pallas's mastiff bat) is the source of this 1575-nucleotide messenger RNA. It is a transcript of the gene COPS3, whose product is annotated as COP9 signalosome subunit 3. Gene Ontology annotation, biological process: ubiquitin-dependent protein catabolic process. Bases 62 to 1333 code for a protein of 423 amino acids. The record is from RefSeq and is a predicted model, not a curated record. Gene Ontology annotation, cellular component: COP9 signalosome. Lineage: Eukaryota; Metazoa; Chordata; Mammalia; Chiroptera; Molossidae. The transcript is spliced from 12 exons.